UUUGAAACGAGUGGCCGUUUGAAAGUCUUUUACUCUGGUAGUCUGAAGUCUGUACCUUUCUCUCUCCCACACAGUCUAAAAUCAGAUUAAAGAAUACGAAAAACUCCAAAAAAAAAAGUUUCGAAGUUCAAAAACCUUCCUUAAAUACUGUACUACUACUACCAAGAUGCAAAGAGAGAGAGAUUCACGUUACACUUAUUCAUUGUCUUAAAUUAAUCUUGACUCUUCUUCAGUCUUCUUCAUCCCUCCCAUUCAUUAGAUUUUGAUUUUUUUGAGGGCUGUUUCCUUUGGAUUUACUCUUUAAUGUAGUUAUUGAUUGGGUCAACUCAACCAACUGGCUCCAAUCUUUUAACUCACUCAACAUCUAAUUUUAGAAUUUUUUUAAAAAAGAUUGUAUUUUUUGAAGACCCUUUUGGUUUGUGGUUUAUAUCUGAGUGGAAAUGACGGGGAUGGUGAUGGUGUCAAAGGGAAUGGGCUGCGGUGGCGGUGGUGGAUUUGCUAAGCCGGCGGCCAGAGGCGGCGGUGGUGGUGGAGAUGUUGAGGAGGAUGAGAGGCAGCAGGUGUCAUUGCUGGAGCUUCUGCUGGCGGCUCUGAGGAAAUCAAUGGUGUCUUGCCGGGUGGAUCGGCAGGAGGAAGCCGCUAUCUCCGCCGCUGUCAACUCCAUGGAAAUCGGGUGGCCCACCAACGUUCAGCACAUAACCCACGUGACUUUUGACCGCUUCCAUGGAUUUCUGGGUCUUCCUGUGGAGUUUGAGGUUGAAAUCCCCUGUAGAGUCCCCAGCGCCAGGUCUUUCAAAUUCCCGUACUUUUCAAAAUCCCAUCUUUUUUUUUUCCUCUUCCCUUUAAUGUCUCUGUUCCUCGUAAUGUUUAGCUUUUGGAUUUUCAUCCGCACCAUUUUUGUCUAAAGAUCUGUGAGAUAUUAAGACCUGUGAGAUAUUUACGGUUUGUAUUGGAGAUUUGCGUGAGAUGUUACAAAGCUUUACUUGUUAGUACUUACUGUGUUAAAUUUGGAUGAUUGUAGAAAGGUUUUGUGAAAAGUUUACUAGUUGGCUCUGUUCUAUGCGAGGAGGAAUUAUCUUCAGGCGUAUUGGUUGCUCAGGAUUUUAAGUAUUUUCAAAAAAUUUCUACUUGUAUACUGGCUUAGAGCUAUAUGAUCCAUGUAAAAAAUGAUCUCUUUUAUGCUAAAUAUCUCAUUAACUAGACUAGGAAAAAGGCCAUGUGGAGUUGAAUUUCCAGGAAAUUUUGGUGUUCUGCUGCACUCCCCAACCUUAACCAACCCUAUGAAUGAUUUCCCUUCCUUUUCUUGUCUGUUUGUUUUUGUCUUUUCAACAUUCAAGGAUCUUGUCUGGUGUUGUCUUUCCCGAAUGUCCAAACUUUUCUAUAGAAUCUUCUUAAGAAACUGUUGAUGAAAUUUGACUAGUGGGAAUUAUAGGAUUCUUGGAGUCCAAUCUUUACUGUUCGGAAUUGGUAUGGAUGAAUUUGACACAACAAGAAUAAUUGUCAGUUCUUUAUUGGGAUUAUGAAAAUCAAGUUAAUGAUUGUACACUUGUACUGUUUAAUAGAUGUGCUGGGUAGAGUUGAGUUGGUCCCUUCACUUUUUUUUACAUGAAAGGGUCACACACUUCUUUGUAUGAUUCACUAAUCAAAGUCUGUUCUUAAUUUUCCAUCAACGGCCAAAUUUUGUUGCCCAAAAAUAUGAUAAUAUCUAAGGGUUUAAGUUUUUUUGUCCUGCAGUGUCAGUGUAUUUGGAGUGUCUGCUGAAUCAAUGCAAUGUUCCUAUGAUGCAAGAGGGAACAGUGUCCCAACGAUUCUCCUAUUGCUGCAGGAAAGGUUGUACUCGCAGGGCGGCCUGAAGGCAGAAGGGAUUUUUCGUAUAAACCCUGAGAACAGCAAAGAGGAGCAUGUUAGGGACCAGCUCAACCGUGGCAAUGUACCUGAUGACAUUGACGUUCAUUGUUUGGCUGGUCUGAUCAAGGCCUGGUUUCGAGAGCUACCAUCAGGCGUGCUCGAUGGACUCUCUCCGGAACAGGUCCUGCAGUGCAACACGGAAGAGGAAUCCGUUGAGCUUGUGAAACAACUAAAACCCACUGAAAGUGCAUUGCUGAAUUGGGCAAUUGAUCUCAUGGCUGAUGUUGUUGAGCAUGAGGAGGAAAACAAAAUGAAUGCCAGGAACAUUGCGAUGGUUUUUGCCCCAAAUAUGACUCAGAUGUCUGACCCGCUGACAGCACUGAUGCACGCUGUUCAAGUCAUGAACUUGAUGAAGACCCUCAUCAUGAAAACCUUGAGGGAGCGCGAAGAGACUGUAACUGAAGGGUGCUCACCUAUGUCGUCCUGUUCAUCAGACAGGGCUGCUGCUGAUGGUAAACAAUUUGGUAGCCUACACGAUGAUGAAUUGAUGGAUGCAAGUUGUGAAUCAGCUGGUCCUGCUACUGAUGAUGAUGACGAUGAUGAGCCUGGCCGUUACAGCCACAGCAGCGACGAAAAAGAUGAGAUUGAAUCCUUGAGUGAUAUUGAAGAACGUUUCCUGAGGCAAUUGGAUGAGAAUGAAAACGCAAAGAACGGGUUCAGAAAGCAGUUGGCUGGUAUUUUAUGCGGUGAUCAUGGCAGUCCUUUGACUUUCAACGGAAACUCUUCUCUCCUGACUUUGUCGUACAGUAAAAUGGGGAAUUCCAGCUUGAGCUCCAGCGAUGAUGAGGAAGAAGAAACAAGUCCUACGCCAGCAGUUCUCAGAAAUGCUAAUGAUGUUGCAGAUGAUUGAUGAGAACAAGGUGGAAUCGGCAACUUUAACGCUUCCUGAACCUGUCUGAUUUGAUUCUAGCGUCUUUAACACAAACUAGGAGAUACGGCAUGGUUUAUUUCACUGCUACAUUUAGCUCCUCUUUUGUAUAUGUACAUCAUCAUGUGAGUUAGGUUAUGGUUAGAAUGAGGAGUGGUUUGUGCUACUUAUUAGUUUCUCUUCUGGUUGGUUUGGAAUGGUUCAGCUUGGGGCUGAACUAAAUUUUGCUUUGUAGAAAAGCACCUAACUUUAGACUAAACGGUGUGUGUGGUUUGACCAGAAAGAAAAAAAGAUGUCGGUCUUUUGGCAUUGCUGAAAAUGCAGACCCUGAAAAGUCUGAAUUUAAAUGUUCUGUGCAACUUCAAACGGAUAUGGGUUGCCUUUAAAGUAGUAAUGUAGUAAGUCCAGUAAUUGCCCUGAACUGCCUUUCGUCCUUUUACUAAAUGCUUCUUACAUCAUCAGCUAUAUGAAUAACAUAUCGGUCUUCAGUC
Oldenlandia corymbosa var. corymbosa is the source of this 3267-nucleotide messenger RNA. The record is from the annotation of a GenBank genome assembly. Lineage: Eukaryota; Viridiplantae; Streptophyta; Magnoliopsida; Gentianales; Rubiaceae.